ACAACAUUGUAACGAAGCACUAACUAUAAAAUACCAAUCAUCAAAGUCGUCAGGUCAAAUGGAACCAGAAACGGCAGGGUUUAAGUGGGAGGGUAAACAAGCAACCCAAGUCAACGGUGUCACGGCGGAGCAAGCCUGGUUGGUCGUUUCAGAUUUCUGCAACCUGCAUAAGUGGUUCCCAACUGUUGACACGUGUCGCAAAGUCGAAGGAACCGAUGGUCAGACUGGUCUAGUCAGAUACUGCGCUUCCACCACAACAAAGGAAGAAGAGGAAACCAAAUGGGCUAAGGAGCGUUUGGUCGAGAUCGAUCCAAUCGGACGGUGUUUGAGCUAUGAGGUCCUAGAGAAUAACGUGGGGUUCAGAUCUUACGUGGCGACGGUCAAAGUAAUGAAAGUGGACGUUGGAGAUGAAUCGGACGGUGGAAAGGUCUGUCGAAUCGAGUGGUCGUUUGUGUCUGAUCCUGUUGAUGGUUGGAAGAAGGAAGACCUUGAAGCCUACGUAGGGUUUUGUCUUAAACAUAUGGCUAAUAAAAUGGAAAUGAAUCUGUAAAAUCUUGUGUAUGUUUUUGUCAUGAUAAAAAUAUGUGAAAUCUCUUUGUUUUCUACCGUGUGAUUGUGACUUUAGCUUGUGGAUUUCGUGUUAAGUAUAUGGUGAUAUAAAGAUA
Molecule: messenger RNA, 665 nt
Organism: Eruca vesicaria subsp. sativa (arugula)
Lineage: Eukaryota; Viridiplantae; Streptophyta; Magnoliopsida; Brassicales; Brassicaceae
Source: the annotation of a GenBank genome assembly